Xiphophorus couchianus (Monterrey platyfish) is the source of this 750-nucleotide messenger RNA. It is a transcript of the gene rps24, whose product is annotated as ribosomal protein S24. The transcript has 5 exons. NCBI's taxonomy places the organism in Eukaryota, Metazoa, Chordata, Actinopteri, Cyprinodontiformes, Poeciliidae. The record is from RefSeq and is a predicted model, not a curated record. Gene Ontology annotation, biological process: translation. The coding region runs from base 102 to 554 and encodes 150 amino acids. Gene Ontology annotation, molecular function: structural constituent of ribosome. Gene Ontology annotation, cellular component: ribosome.
UACCACUACACGCCCUCCCUCGUCAUUUUGUGCAGGCAAUAAUCCGGGCUGCCGCUGGUCCUUCUUCCUCUUUUACGUCCCUGAGCGAGGCCGGCGUCAAAAUGAACGACACAGUAACAGUCAGGACCCGCAAGUUUAUGACGAACCGACUGCUUCAGAGGAAGCAGAUGGUUGUUGAUGUCCUCCAUCCUGGCAAGGCCACAGUCCCAAAGACUGAAAUCAGGGAGAAGCUUGCCAAGAUGUACAAGACCACCCCCGAUGUUGUAUUUGUCUUUGGCUUCAGGACUCAGUUCGGCGGUGGCAAGACAACAGGCUUUGCUAUGGUCUACGACUCUUUAGACUAUGCCAAGAAGAAUGAGCCCAAACACAGACUUGCCAGGCAUGGUCUGUAUGAGAAAAAGAAGACCUCAAGGAAACAGCGCAAGGAACGCAAGAACAGAAUGAAGAAAGUACGAGGCAUCAAGAAGGCCAGUGUUGGAGCUGCUGGCAAAAAGAAGGUAAAUGUAGUCCAUAAGAGGAUUAACUGCAUUGUGUUGAUCAUCCUGGAAUCCUAGACGGCAGCUAACUCCUGCCUCUGUACCCCGGCCUAACAGAGAAGCCAUAACACUUUUCCUAUUUGGAUGUAUUUUCUGCAUCCAAUGUUAAAUGAUCUAAGCCUUGGAUUAUUACUGAGCUGUCUGCCCCCUCCUCCUAGUACUAAUCAGUAAAACUAAUGUGGUAGAAGUUUAUUUUUUGGAAAAGUGAUGGUGG